GGGCUGCCACCACCUUCCUCUCUCUCUCCGGCACUGCCGGAAGCGUGUGACACAGACACGUAUGCUCCGCCGGCUCGCAGCACGCUCCGCUCCGCUGGCGCGCGCCUCAGCAGUGAGGGCAGCGCGGCCUCCGCACGCCCUCCGGCUCGCGGCGGCGCCGCUCAGCCGCUCCUUUGUGAGCACGGCGGCCGCGGCGGCGCCGAGCAGCGCCCAGCCCUUCAUGCUGGCCGACAUUGGGGAGGGCAUCGCCGAGGUGGAGGUGCUGCAGUGGUUCGUCAAGCCGGGCGACACGGUCGAUCAGUUCGACCGGAUUUGCGAGGUCCAGAGCGACAAGGCCACGGUCGAGAUCUCGUCUCCCUACGUCGGCACGAUCGAGUCGCUCGAGUACGAGGUGGGCAGCAUCGCCAAGGUUGGCACGCCGCUGCUGCACAUCUCGGUGGACGGCGCAGGGGGCGACGCGGGGGCGGAGCCGGAGCAGCCGGCUCCGCCGGUGGCGGCAGCGGCGGCGGCGCCUCUGCCGGUGAGUGAGCCGGCGCCAGCGGCGGGGGCGACGGCGGCCGCGGCGAGCCCCGCGGGGGAUCGCAAGGUGCUGUCGACUCCGGCGACGCGCGCGCUGGCGAAGCGGCACAAGCUCGACCUGGGCACCGUCACUCCGACCGGGAGGGGAGGGCGCGUCACCAAACAGGACGUGCUGCUGGUGCUCAAUGGAAGCGCGCCGGUGCAGCCGGCAGGCGCGGCCGCGGCGGCGCCGCAGCCGCAGCCGGCGGCCCCGUCCGCGGCGGCCGAGGACCGCGCGGUGCCGAUCCGCGGGAUCCGGAAGGCGAUGUUUGCGCAGAUGACCGCGGCGAACGCCGUGCCGCACUUCAACUUUUGCGACGAGGUGCGGAUGGACGCCCUGAUGGAGGUGCGGCAGCAGCUCAAGCAGGUCGCCCUCGACAAGGGGCUCGGCAAGUUCACGCUGAUGCCGCUCAUUGUCAAGGCCACCUCCCUGGCCCUCGCCGAGUUUCCCGAGCUCAACGCCUCCAUCUCGGAGGCGGGGUCGGAGCUGCUCGUCAAGGGGUCGCACAACAUCGGCGUCGCGAUGGACACGCCGCACGGUCUGCUCGUGCCAAACAUCAAGGACGUCGGCUCGCUCACGCUGCUGCAGGUUGCGCAGGAGCUGUCCCGGCUGCAGGCGGAUGCGGCGGCGGGCAAGCUCUCGAUCCCCGACCUGAAGGGGGGCACCUUCACCCUCUCCAACAUCGGCAACCUCGGCGGCACCUACACCGGCCCCGUCAUCAACCUGCCCGAGAUCGCCAUCGCCGGCCUCGGAAAGACGCGCCCGGUCCCGCGGUACGACGAGGCGGGCGCGCUCGUGCGGCAGAGCAUCAUGCAGGUGAGCUGGUCGGCCGACCACCGCGUCGUCGACGGGGCGAUGAUGGCCCGCUUCUCCAACGCCUGGAUCGGCUACCUCGAGAAGCCCGCGACCAUGCUCCUCACCCUCUGAGCCCAGGUCCCCGUCUCCGUGGGAGUCCGUGGGAGGCCGCCGGCGCGGCGCGCAGGGCCGGAGGCCGCGUCUGGGUAGUCCGGUGGCGGGCCCCUGGUCUGGCU
Emiliania huxleyi CCMP1516 is the source of this 1590-nucleotide messenger RNA. RefSeq names its product 3-methyl-2-oxobutanoate dehydrogenase. Gene Ontology annotation, molecular function: acetyltransferase activity; lipoic acid binding. The record is from RefSeq and is a predicted model, not a curated record. Gene Ontology annotation, cellular component: mitochondrion; cytoplasm. The transcript is spliced from 4 exons. Lineage: Eukaryota; Haptophyta; Isochrysidales; Noelaerhabdaceae. The coding region runs from base 62 to 1486 and encodes 474 amino acids.